UGUUAUAAUAUUCGAAUUGAAAGUUGUUGCAUUUUCUUCUCUCUCUCAUUUUUUAUUCAUCGUCAAUUCAAAUCGCCGUCACCGUCGGCUCCUCCGAUCACCUAUCUCCGGUCGCAAAAUACACAAUUGUAAUUAUAAAUCCACAAAAGGCCUGGAGAAAGAUUGAGCGGAGGGGUGGAGGUGAGGGUUGUGGAAAUAAGGAGAACAAGGAUGAUAACGCGAUCGAAUCUUGCGGAGCAGCUGAAGGAGUAUCAGAUUCGAUCCAAACAUGAUUGGGCAACUGUCUCUUUCUUUUCUUCCACCUCCAAUCUCAACUCCUCUAGGGUGGAUGUUGCAAUAUUUGUGAUAUGGGAACUUUUCACAUUAGCAUUCCUUGUUUUCUCGGCCGUUUCCUUAUAUUUUAGGCAUUUGAAGCUUGCUAUAAUUUUGUUAUGUAUUACCCUGCUAUUACUCUUGUGCAUGAGAAUUGCAAAGCACGUAAGACUUGCCAGGAAGAAGAAGCGAAGGAUGCUUCUUCCAUUAUCUAUGUAGAAGCCAAUAAAGGAGAAACUUUUACCCGCGAAUCAAGUUUGUCUUGUAGAUUAUGAAAUUUUAUUAACAUCGAGAUUCUAGAUCCAUUUUCUUGGGGUACAUGUAAUUCUCACUUAAAGCUAGCUGAUCAUUAUCAGGUGUGCUUAUUCAUCCAUAAAUUUUGAUUUUGAUUUUGAUUUU
This is a messenger RNA of Olea europaea var. sylvestris, 711 nucleotides long. RefSeq lists its product as uncharacterized. The record is from RefSeq and is a predicted model, not a curated record. The transcript is spliced from 2 exons. The coding region runs from base 211 to 531 and encodes 106 amino acids. NCBI's taxonomy places the organism in Eukaryota, Viridiplantae, Streptophyta, Magnoliopsida, Lamiales, Oleaceae.